Molecule: messenger RNA, 6534 nt
Organism: Prinia subflava (tawny-flanked prinia)
Lineage: Eukaryota; Metazoa; Chordata; Aves; Passeriformes; Cisticolidae
Gene: CHST11
Product: carbohydrate sulfotransferase 11
Exons: 3
Coding region: 144-1196 (350 amino acids)
Biological process (GO): carbohydrate biosynthetic process; proteoglycan biosynthetic process
Cellular component (GO): membrane
Molecular function (GO): sulfotransferase activity
Source: RefSeq, a predicted model, not a curated record
CAUUAACGCCCCCCGGCGCGGGGCGCGGGCGCCCGGGCAUCCUCCGGCGGCGGCUCCUCGGCGCGGCGCGGGGCGGGCGCGGAGCGGCUCCCAGCGCCAGCCCUGCGCGCUCCGCCGCCCUCUCUGCGCCGCCGGACAACGCCAUGAAGCCGGCGGUGCUGGAAGUAAUGAGGAUGAACCGGGUGUGCAGGAUGGUCCUGGUCACUUCCGUGGGCUCCUUCAUCCUCGUCAUCUUCUAUUUCCAAAGUAUGUUGCACCCAGUAAUGCGUAGAAAUCCAUUCGGGAUGGACAUUUGCUGUCGGAAAGGAUCCAGAAGCCCACUCCAGGAACUGUAUAAUCCCACCCAGUUGUCCAACACAGCAAUUCUCCAUCAGAUCAGACGAGACCAGGUGACAGACACGUGCCGAGCAAACAGUGUGUCCAGCAGGAAGCGCCGUGUGCUGACACCCAACGAUCUCAAGCACCUGGUCGUGGAUGAAGACCAUGAAAUGAUCUAUUGCUAUGUUCCCAAAGUGGCCUGCACAAACUGGAAGAGAGUCAUGAUGGUUUUGACGGGAAGAGGCAAGUACAGUGAUCCGAUGGAAAUCCCGGCCAACGAGGCCCACGUGUCUUCAAACCUGAAGACUCUCAACCAGUACAGCAUCCCAGAGAUCAACCACCGCUUGAAAAACUACAUGAAGUUCCUCUUUGUUCGUGAGCCUUUUGAAAGACUGGUGUCAGCCUACAGGAACAAGUUCACCCAGAAGUACAACACUUCCUUCCACAAGCGAUACGGCACCAAAAUCGUGAGGCGCCAGAGGAAAAACGCAACCCAGGAAGCUCUGCGGAAAGGUGAUGACGUGAAAUUUGAAGAGUUUGUGGCAUAUCUCAUUGAUCCACACACCCAAAGAGAAGAGCCCUUCAAUGAGCACUGGCAGACUGUGUACUCCCUCUGCCACCCUUGCCACAUUCACUACGACCUCAUAGGAAAGUAUGAAACACUCGAAGAGGAUUCGAAUUACGUUCUCCAGCUGGCGGGAGUAGGCAACUACCUGAAAUUCCCCACCUAUGCAAAGUCUACGAGAACUACUGACGAAAUGACCACAGAGUUCUUCCAGAACAUCAGCUCCUUGCACCAAACGCAGCUGUAUGAAGUCUACAAACUUGAUUUUUUAAUGUUUAAUUACUCAGUGCCAAGCUACCUGAAAUUGGAAUGAGGGAUGGGUUGGGGGGAAAGAGGGGAGAGAAAGCCUGUUUUAUUUAAGAUUUUUAUUUGUCAUAAUAAAUAUGGAGAAUGGGUUAUUUUGUAAAUUAAUAUUUUCUUUUUUUGAAUGAUGCUGCGAGCAGCACAGUCAAAAUUAUUUAAAUCAACUGUAAGAAAGGACAGCUCUCUUUGCAGGGUAACGGGAUUGUGACGAUCUAGCUGUAGAAAUGAAUAAUACUGCUACACUGUUUAAACAAAUGUUAAUUGUGUUGUGGUGAAUUUCAUUGAUCUUGCAUUCCUCCAGUUCUAAUUAAUGUUAUUUAUACUUAUUUAAAACAUUGUCUCUUGGUAGGUUUCACUUCAGCAGCAGAGAUAAGAUAACAAGUGGACAAAAGGAGUCUGGUUUUGUGCUUUCCUUGACUGAACUUGUUCUGGGUAAUAAUGUUCUUCCAUUUGCCAUUGAUGCAGGUAAAUAUGGGAAUGGUUCUGGAUACCACACGCUUUGAGAAGAGUGGUGAAAAUAAGUUCUUUGGAAAGUGAUGUUGCACUCAAUACCAGUACAAAAUCUAUCUUUCUAGGCUGAAAAGGAAAAAUAAUUCUGAUUUGGGUAGACUCGUGAUAAGAAAUGUGAAUGUAUUCUUUAGUAAGAGAAACCAUGAACCUUUUAUAAGUCUUAAUGAAUUUAUGGAGAAUAUGACCACUCCCACUGUAUCUUAAUUUUGAAGCCUCCCAGCCUAAAUGAAUUGGGGAUGGUCCAUCAGAAAAGAAUCAGCAUUUGGAAAGUGACUUUAGGAGAUUUUUUGAAUGCCCAAAGCAAUUGUCAUUGACUUAAUUCAUAUCCAGGAUGGAGCUGUGGGGACCUCCAUCCUCUUCAAAUCAUGCAUCUCUAAUUGAUCCUAAGAGGGGCAACCAAAACUGGCUGGAGAGACACUGAUCAUGAUAAGUUGCUAUAAACAAUCUGGGCACAUAAUUUGAAAACUCAGUCACAUUCAUGUUGAUUCUCUAAGCAUGCAGGGCAAUAUAAAAGGUCUCAUCUUCCUACAUGCUGGUUUUGUGGCUUUUUCCUAGGGAGAAGAAGAAUCCUUCUUUUUUAGUUGAUACCUAAAUGCCAUUGACAGGAAUUUUUCUAAGUUCCAGUGAGUUAGAAAUUCAUCUAAGUCAUCUCUAGUGUAAGACUAUGACCUUUUUUCUUAAGGGGAAUGUCUCAGUAGCAGUUGUUUUGUGUUUAACAGCUUUUGGGGAUGGCAGAUUGUUUUGGGUAAGCAAAUAGUAAUCUAUACACAGCAGAUAAACAAUGAAAAACGGGAUUUCAGUGUGGAUCUGUUAGCCAGCUAGUGGGAGCAGAAGGUCAUGCUUCUCCAGAUGUUUGCUUCAGUUGAAUGCUGGUGAGGGAAUGUUCUGGAGCCACCUCAGUGCCCGCAGGCAGCUGAUGGGCAAAAGGAGGCAGAGCCUAAAUUGAGGCACUUGUGAAAAUAUAAGAUCUGUUUUUAAGUUGAUAGAUGGUUAAAAAUGGGGGGUUCAGCUGAAGGCAGAGCUGUUUCAACAAUAUCAGAGCCAGAUCCUGAAAAAAUGUCAAAUUGUACAGUAGCCAGUAAUAUCCACUGAAUUAUAUUAGUUUCCAGGACACAUAUGUGAUUAAAGAAGAAAAAUAGUUUGCAUUUUAUUUGAUAGAAGUAAGUUGCUGAAUAAAUCUCUUUGAAAAACAAAUUAACAUAACAAACAGCAACUGAAGUCCUUUCACAAUUGGAUUUAGUCUUAGGCAGGAUUCAGGUCAUUAUUUUUUGUAUCAUACCAUACAAAUAAAUCUCUUAUCCAUUCUGGAACAGCCACAGUUUUCAUAACCCAGGCCUUAUUUAUAACCUGAAGCACUGGGCCAGUGGCUGACAAGGGGCUGGCUGGCUGUGUCUGGCACCUCUGAAUUCCUGAUCCAUCGCUGAUUGCUAGUUUUGUUUUACUUUAAAGCAGUUUGGUCUCAUUUAGAGUAUGUGGGGCUGUUGCAAGUGCCUCUCACUGUGUGCCCUGGCUCUCUUACAUUCCUAGUUCAAUGGUUGUAUGUUUGUUAAAAAAGCAACUGUCUGAGGCAGGUUCCACUUUCCCCCUGCCCCACAACACUUCCUACAAGCUAUUUGUGUGCUAGUUUGGUCUUGCAUCCCACAGUGCUCAUAUUUGGGUCCAAUUUUUGUCUCAGUUAGCUGUUAAUCCAUCCAACAGAAUGUGAUUUUUUUCAUUUAAGACAAAAGUUGCUUCAGAAAGUAAAUAUUUAAGGAACACGAUGUGCUUCCCCCUUUCUUUUUUGUACUUUUCUCUGGCAUCAUCACCACAUUUUUAUGCCUCUGAAAUAUUCUCUGUAGUUUCACAACUUUGGAGACAUAAAACCUCUAUAUGGUAGCUCUAACAGAAAAGCUUUAGGUGCAAAGCACAUUCAGGAGAUGUGAGUGGUGACUGUUGCUCCAGCUGGGAUUUUUAGCAACAGCUUAGGGUUGGAUUACCCAAAUUCUGGCUCCCCACAGAAGAUAGCUCUACAGGUGGAUGCUCAGCACUGAGAAGGCUUUGAUGUGGACUUCAGUAAGUGCUUGAAGUCACUUGCUUUUGAAAAACCUUGAACCCAAACUACUACAACCUGGCUAUUGAGUGUGUUUUAUCUAUUUUGAGGUGCUGUGAAUGGGCUGUAGAUCUGUGUUUAAAAUGAACAGCUGACAUGCUGGAUAUGGUUGUGUCCUGUGCAGUGAGCAGCAAGCCCUCACCAGCUCAGAGCAGGAUGACAAAUAUUUGUUAAGGAAUAGCCAUUUCUUUUGGUCUGUUGGCUGUGCUGUUUUGUCUGAGCCAAAAAGUCUCUCUUUCCACUGAAGCCACACAGAACAUUCAGGGUUGUUCAUGCUCAUGUCAGUGAGCUGGCAGCCACCUCCUGCAGUGGGGGGCAGCCAGGAAAUGGGUUGGUUUUACCCUCUAACCCCUCACUGGGUUUCCCAGCUGGAGGAGAAGAAGGGCUGGUCUGCUCCUGAGUUCUGCCUCUCUCCUGGCUCCAUUUCUGCUGUGGCCACAGCUGAUCCUGCGAGACAAAUGGGCAGCACGGAGUCACAGCAGAAUGUAAAAUACUUAAAAUAAAAAGACAUGCCCUUGGGGCUGCAAGGGCCGCCCGGGAAGCUGCUGUUGUAGAAGGGUGUGCAUUAAUUAUGUCAAGUAGUGAUGAGCACAGAGAGGACCCAGUGGCAGAAUUCCUGCUCCCCACCUCUGUCCCCAGCCCCUCCAAGCUGCUGGAGCAGUGAUCCUCAUCUCUGAGCAGCUGAUGCCUCCCUGUCCUUUGGCAGGGCCAGCGCUGAGCCCAGCAGUGCUGGUGGCUCUGUUCUUGGCACGAUUGCCACAGCUGAGGGGUCAUUCCCCCCAGGUGGCCCCAAGCACCUUAACCUGGAGUGCAGGCUGGAAUUGGCCCAUCUGAACAUGGUGGUGGCUUCUGGGUGCUGGGAUGUCCCCCCAAACCUGGCUCAGUCCAUGCUUUAGCCUCUUCAUAAACCACGUCCAUUAUGACAGAAACGUGCAAACUGCCUGAACCAUGCGCUGUGUAAGACAAGUGAAAUAAAUAAUCCACAAGCAGAAGUGCUUUUAGAGUAAGUUGACCCCAGAUGUUUUAGGGUUUCACUGUAGUCUGCUGCACUUUUCAGGUACAAAAAGGGACUGUCCUUACUAUUACUCUUGUUACAGAGAGUGUUAUUUUCUUACAUGCAUGCACAAUACAAUGUGUACGAAUAAUUUAACAUCAAUGUGGGGUUGGAUUUUUUUUUUUAACCUAUUUGUAUGCAGUAGAAGGCUUGUUGUAGAAAAGUAUCUCCUCAUACUUAAAUAUACUGUUAAUAAAGAAAAAAAGAUAAAUUAUACAUUGCCAACACAAGUGUGAACUGCUCAUGAAUCUUUCCUUAAAAAAGCCAUUCAAGCCUGAUUAUUUUUCUAAGUAACUUGAAUUAAAUUGAAGAAAGAAAAUUCCUCUCUGUGUGCUUUAUUUAUGGCUCAUGCUUUCAGGGCAGGUUUUUCAGGGUGGGAUUUUUGUCUGCAAAGCUUUGCUUUCUCACCUGCCUUACUGUAUAUUGUGGGCAGGACACACAAUAAACUCAAAAUUAUCUACUCCUGUGGAGCAGGAGAAAUCACUUGGUGUGGUGGGGGUCAGUGGGCAGAGCAGUCAGGGAACCAAGCCCAGGCAAGGGGGAACCAGCAGCUGCAGAACUCAACCACGGAGGGAGGGAGGGAGGGAGCUGGGGGCUUUACAAAAUUGAAAUCACAUGCACACAAACCCAGAAACUUCCAUUUUUGGGGUAAUGGAGUAAGAAAUGGCCUUUCUGCACAGCCCGUGGGUGCACAGCUAUUGGGUUAUUUCCUUCAUUGCUUGUAAGAUAGCGGGAAGAAAAGACCAGAUCCCGAUACUGCCGCGGAGACUGACAAAACUGGAUUUGCACAGUGGAAGGAAACUUGAGGAUUUGUCCUUUUGGCAAGCCUCAAUUUUUCCAUUAAAUAAUUGCAAAUUUACAAAACCCUUUCCUGUUGGUACCCAGCAGCUGCCCCAUGGUACUGGCCUCAGGCAGCUGCUGUAGGACAGGAGAGCUGGCAGCAGCAGGGCUGUGAGCAGCACCCUGGCACUGGGACAUGGAUGUGGAGCACUGGGGGAUGUGACAAAGGGGCAGGAUCCUGUACAGCUGAGGUGUCCUCCGGCCCAAAUAAGAGAUUAAGGCCAGCAGAGAUGAUACAAAGUUUGAAGAAAGACUGUUCCUGUGGUCAUAACAUGCUCCCUGUGAAGGCAUGAACUCCAACACUUCCAAACCUUUGUUUGGAUGAAAACACAUUUAAUUCAAUUCCAUCAUAAUUACAAAAGAAUUAAAAAUAUGGGGAAUGGGAAGAAAAGAUAAAAAAAAUCAAGCAAGUGCAGCCAGCAGCAGAGCAGAGACCAGAGCAGAUGCUUGCCAGCCAGCAGCACUGUGCCUUUCACGAGCUGUGUUACACAUCAUCGCGUACAAGACUCCUGAUGCCACACCAAAAUAUCUUGCUCUUCCAGUUGCAUUCACAACUUUGCCAAAGACUGAAAAUUUUGAUAUAUUAGAGUCUGGCUUUAUUUCUCAGUGUACUGAAAGACGUAUCCAAAUGCCACCUCCCCAGAUUGCAUGCUAAUCAGUUUAAAAGGAAAUCUAUUUUAAAAGAGGAACAAUCAACUUCAUCUUCUCUUGGCAUGACAAGAAGCCAACUGUUUCCCCUGUUACUUGAAAUGUCACUCUAUUGGUGUGCUCGAGCCUCUGAGAUUCAACUCACUGUCAAUAAAAAACAGCUGCUGGCUAAGUCAGAGGCAUUUAGGAUCAAGGGUAGUUUACUUA